Messenger RNA from Macrobrachium nipponense, 2526 nucleotides. It is a transcript of the gene GatB, whose product is annotated as glutamyl-tRNA(Gln) amidotransferase subunit B, mitochondrial-like. Gene Ontology annotation, cellular component: mitochondrion; glutamyl-tRNA(Gln) amidotransferase complex. Gene Ontology annotation, molecular function: glutaminyl-tRNA synthase (glutamine-hydrolyzing) activity. NCBI's taxonomy places the organism in Eukaryota, Metazoa, Arthropoda, Malacostraca, Decapoda, Palaemonidae. Gene Ontology annotation, biological process: glutaminyl-tRNAGln biosynthesis via transamidation; mitochondrial translation. The record is from RefSeq and is a predicted model, not a curated record. The transcript has 11 exons. Bases 16 to 1698 code for a protein of 560 amino acids.
CAAUAAAUAAAAUGCAUGAUUUUUCUAGAAAAUACCUGUCCUGUAUCCCUAAAAACGAAAUAUUUCGGCUACGAAAUAUUUCGUCGAUGGUCUAACAAUAAACCAUCAAAAGGAAGAUUACUCAUUGAGUCUUUCACAUUACAGGUGGUCCGUUGCCAGGCUGAGGGAUGCCACGCGUCACUAGGCAACGACAAUGGCCACGUAGUAUGUCGUUCGCACUCCAAUUGUGCGGUAGCCUUGGAUGACUACGUGGCCUGGCACCCGGACGCUUGUAUCGUCUGUUACGAGCUUGUUUUGUUGUUGACUGAUGAACAGAUCCUGAAUAAAAGAUGUGUAGAAGCAGCUAUAAAAACAGCUUUAGCCCUCCAGGCACAAGUCAUCAAAGUCUCCCAUUUUGAUAGAAAACAUUAUUUCUAUCCAGAUCUUCCUGAUUCGUCUCUUGGAAUUAUACUGAGUAAUAUAUUUCAGGCUGGAUACCAGAUUACUCAGAAAGACAGUCCAGUUGCAAAGGAUGGUUGUAUAAGCUUUAAUGUUCCUGUCCAAGAAUGUUCCAUGAAAUUUUACUCUCAUGCUGUAAGAUUAACUCAACUUCAGCUUGAAGAAGACAGUGGGAAAAGUAUUCAUGAUGCCAAGUCUAAUAGGGUGUUAGUAGAUCUCAAUCGAGCUGGUUUGCCUUUAAUGGAGCUAGUAUUUGCUCCUGAUUUACGAGAUGGUGAGGAAGCAGCAGCACUUAUUAAAGAACUUUCCCUCAUCUUAACAAGAGUUGGUACCUGCAGUUGUCGAAUGGAAGAGGGAGCACUAAGAAUAGAUGCCAACAUUUCUGUUCAUAAGCAAGGAGAACCUUUGGGUGAACGCACUGAAGUGAAGAAUUUGAAUUCAAUACGUUCUCUGGUAAAAGCAAUCAACUACGAAAUUCAAAGGCAGAUAGACAUUCUUGAAGCUGGUGGAACUGUCCUCAAUGAGACACUGCGGUUUGAUGCCAUCAACAAUACGACCAUCAAAAUGAGAGAUAAGGACACAAUCCAUGAUUACCGCUUUAUGCCUGAACCAAAUUUGCCACCAUUACGAUUACAUGAUUCUUUGGAUGCCAGCUGUAUCCCUAACAGUUCUCUUGAUAUAAAUGACAUUAGAAUGAAGAUGAACGAAUUACCAGAAGAAACAAGGCAAAGGCUUAUUAGUAACUACGGCAUAUCACUGGAAGAUGCAAUUAUUUUGGUUAAUGAUGAUGCUCUUGUAGAGUAUUUCUUGGACGUGAUGUCAGCGACAAACAGCCACAAUGGACAACUGGUAUCCAACCUUCUGUUGAAUAAUUUAUUAGGGACACUGAAUUCCCUUGAUGUGGACAUAAAAGACAGCAUUUUAUCACCAUCAGCUUUCGCUGAGAUUGUGCAUUUAUUGGAAAGUGGGCAGAUACUUCAUGCUGUUGCUCUUAAGAUUAUGGAAUUGAUUUGCUUUUCUGGAGAUAAAAGAACCCCAUCAAAGAUUGUUGAAAUGAGCAAUUGGACAAAGUUACCAGAUGACCUGCUAGAGGAUUAUGUUUUAGAAGUUAUAUCCAGCAACAAAAAACUGGUUGGAAAAUAUCGUCGAGGCAACAGCAAAGUAUUUAAUACACUGAUGGGCAAAGCUGUGGCUGCCACAGAAAGAAGAGCAGAUAUGCAGAAACUCCAAGACCUUCUUAAAAGAAAACUGGAUGAAUAAUGUAUAUCAGUUUUAUAUUAUUGUGCAUACUUAGUACAAUAUUUUAUAUAGUAAUUCCUAUACGUACUGUACAGAACUUAUAUCUUGUUACCAGACUAGAAGGUAAUCUGUGAAAUUGUGUUAGUUUUGUAAAUUGCUAGCAUGCUGCAGGUUAUAUUUAAUUAUAUGUACUGCAGUGUUAUUUUAGUGAAGCACAUAGUGGCUCUUUUUAAAAAAAAAAUACACUUGAUAAAAUAUCAAGUGUUUUGAAUCUUACAAAAAAAAGGUUUUUUUUUUAUAAAUUGUUGAAUGUUUGAAAAUAUAUGUAGCUUGAAGAGAAUGGGCAUGGUUGGGAUUAUAUCUAAUGUAAUUUUUGUGACACAUAAAUCAUUGGGUUAGGUUCCUAAUGAAAAUAUUCAAAAAUUAGAUUGUACCAGUCAUUUUAUCACAGAUCUAAAGUGAAAGCCUAGAUUGUAUAAUAGGAGAGCCUUUCCAAAGUUUACAUUACACUUCAGAACUGAGAUUGACUGCCUCUGCCUAAUCCGUGAUUGUUCUGAUGAUGCAGUGUCUUGUAUUUUGUAAUCUCUAGAUGUUCCAAGCAUUAGCUUUAUGUAAAAUGUAACUCUGAGAGUAUGACAAUAAGUGGAUAAUCCUGGCAAGGGAAGCUGAAAUCCUCCCCAGCCCCCUUUUUUUUUCUAGCGAGAUGGCAAGGGGACAACUGUUUGGGAACUUGGUGGGCCUCUUUUGACUCAAGGUAAUUUAGCCUGAACAUGGGAACCAGUUUUAUUAUGUACAAUAUUACUGUAAGUAUUGUAGAACUGCAGAAUAAAAUCCCUAUAAUAUGACUUA